Didymodactylos carnosus is the source of this 336-nucleotide messenger RNA. The record is from the annotation of a GenBank genome assembly. NCBI's taxonomy places the organism in Eukaryota, Metazoa, Rotifera, Eurotatoria, Philodinida, Philodinidae.
AUGACGAAAGGUACAUCGUCAUUUGGUAAACGUAACGUUAAGACUCAUGCACUGUGUCGUCGAUGUGGCCGUUCAUCCUAUCACUUACAACGUCAACGAUGUGCUGCAUGUGGGUUUCCAUCGAAAAAAAUACGUAAAUUUAAUUGGAGUGAAAAAGCACGACGAAGAAAAACAACCGGUACUGGUCGUAUGCAACACUUAAAAGUCGUAUUUCGACGCUUUAGAAAUGGUUUUCGUGAAGGAACAUUAGCUAAAUCACAAAAAGCACAUAAAAGACAACAAGCGUCGAGUGGUGGUGCAUCAUCGACAGCAACAGUACCAGCUACAAAAUCAUAA